This is a messenger RNA of Sinocyclocheilus rhinocerous, 580 nucleotides long. RefSeq names its product CD48 antigen-like. The record is from RefSeq and is a predicted model, not a curated record. The annotation marks the transcript as partial. NCBI's taxonomy places the organism in Eukaryota, Metazoa, Chordata, Actinopteri, Cypriniformes, Cyprinidae. The transcript has 2 exons.
AUGGAGGGAGAUUCUGUCACUUUAAAAACUAAUGUUACUGAAUUACAUGGAGAUGAAGACAUAACACGGAAAUUUGGAGCUGAAAAGUCUCUUAUAGGUAAAAUCAGCGAUGAGAAACGAAUCUUCUCAACAUUUGAUGUUCUUGAUGGGAGAUUCAGAGACAGACUGAAGCUGGAUGAUAAGACUGGCUCUCUGACCAUCACAAACAUCACAACUGAACAUGCUGGAGACUAUGAACAACAGAUAAGGGGAGCGAGACUGUCAUCAAAAAUAUUCAGUGUUUCUGUUUAUGCUCAUCUGCCUGUACCUGUCAUAAGAAGAGACUGUUCUUCAUCAUCAUCAUCAUCAUCAUAUUGUUCAUUGUUGUGUUCAGUGGUGAAUGUGAGUCAUGUGACUCUCUCCUGGUACAAAGGAAACAGUUUAUUGUCCAGCAUCAGUGUGUCUGAUCUCAGCAUCAGUCUCUCUCUACCUCUGGAGGUGGAAUAUCAGGAUAAAAACACCUACAGCUGUGUGAUCAACAAUCCCAUCAGCAACCAAACUCAACAUCUGGACAUCAGUCAACUCUGUUACUCGUGUACAG